Danio aesculapii is the source of this 3330-nucleotide messenger RNA. It is a transcript of the gene hnf1bb, whose product is annotated as HNF1 homeobox Bb. The transcript is spliced from 9 exons. Gene Ontology annotation, cellular component: nucleus. Gene Ontology annotation, molecular function: DNA-binding transcription factor activity, RNA polymerase II-specific; RNA polymerase II cis-regulatory region sequence-specific DNA binding. Lineage: Eukaryota; Metazoa; Chordata; Actinopteri; Cypriniformes; Danionidae. The record is from RefSeq and is a predicted model, not a curated record. Bases 123 to 1721 code for a protein of 532 amino acids. Gene Ontology annotation, biological process: pancreas development; insulin secretion; regulation of transcription by RNA polymerase II.
CUCGAGCUCUGGACAAACUGCAAAAGUCAAGCGCGACGCACUUUUGUCUCGUGCAAAAAAAAUCCUUCUUCACCCCUCCAAAGAUUAUUUACCGGGGGCCGCGAGGACUUCCAGCCGGAUUGAUGUUUACUGACAUGGUGUCCAAGUUGACAUCGCUUCAGCAGGAGCUCCUGAGCGCCUUGCUGGACUCGGGGGUCACGAAGGAUGUCCUGGUCCAGGCGCUGGAGGAUUUAUGCCCGUGUCCCGCAGAAUUCGGAAUUAAAAUAGAGAAGCCCCUGUCUCCGUCCAGUGCCAACGGCGGCAGCGACUGUGGCGACUCGAAACCGGUGUUUCUGACGCUGACCGGCGCGCAGGGGAAAGGCGGAAAACUGUCCGGUGAUGAAGGCUCGGAGGACGGGGAUGAUUUCGACACGCCACCAAUCCUACGAGAGCUGCAGUCGCUGAACACCGAGGAGGCCGCGGAGCAACGCGCGGAGGUCGAGCGCAUGCUGUCAGAGGACCCGUGGCGGGUUGCUCGCACUAUUAAAGGCUACAUGCAGCAGCACAAUAUCCCGCAGCGGGAGGUGGUGGACGUGACGGGCCUCAAUCAGUCUCACCUGUCUCAACACCUCAAUAAAGGCACGCCGAUGAAGACCGCCAAAAGAGCCGCGCUUUACACCUGGUACGUCCAGAAACAGCGCGAAAUCGACCGACAGUUCGACCGUGUUCAGGGCUCUGACCCCAGUGACUCAGCCAGUCAGGAUCAGGUCCUGUUUUUUUUCCCAGAAUUCAAUCACGGCGGACACAAUUCGGGGGCUGCGGGGGGAUCUGGAGCAGCGGUGGGAGAUGAGGGGGAGCCUGGAUCAAAGAGGAUGAGGAGGAACCGCUUCAAAUGGGGCCCGGCGUCCCAGGAGAUCCUCUAUCAGGCUUAUGAACGACAGAAAAACCCCAGCAAAGAGGAGAGAGAGGCGCUGGUGGAGGAGUGCAACAGGGCAGAGUGUGUGCAGAGAGGAGUGUCGCCCUCUAAAGCUCAUGGGCUUGGAUCUAACCUGGUCACGGAGGUUCGUGUGUACAACUGGUUUGCUAACCGGCGUAAAGAGGAAGCUUUCAGGCAGAAGCUGGCAAUGGACACGUACACACCUCACAUGAACCCUCUGCUGUCCCACACACCAUCACACAGCCACCAUCACAGCUCUGAAUCAAAGCUCAGGUACAGUCAACAAGCAGCCAGUGAGGUCACUUCCUCCACGACCAUCAGUCAUCCGUCAGUAUUGCAGCAGGUUUCUCCAAGUGGUCUGGACCACUGCCAUGGCUUGUUAUCGACGGAUGCCAAAAUGAUCUCAGUCUCUGGUGGAGUUUUGCCUCCUGUGAGCACUCUGACCAACAUUCACAGUCUGUCUCAGUCGUCUCAUCAUCAUCAUCAUCAUCAUCACCAGCAAGCACAGAGUCUCAUUAUGAGUCUUGCUGCUCAAAGUCUGACGUCCCCUCAAUCUCAGAGUGUUCCCGUCAUCAACAGCGUGUCUGGACUCACAACUCUGCAGCCGAUGCAGUUUCCUCAGAGCUCCAGCCUCACACAGCUCACCACAGCUCACAUCUCCCAGCAGCCCUUCACACAGUCACACAUGUACUCUCCCAAACAAGAAGCUGGCCAGUUUUCCCAUCCGUCUCGGUACUCUACAAUGGACUCCAGCACCAUCACACAUCUGGGCUCCAGCAAGCAGUGCCCUUUGCAGGCCUGGUGAAUGGACGCAUCGGAGUGAGACCUUCCUCGGCAGCUUAGCAACAGCAGUGCUGGACCUGCGUGUUUCUGGGUAACCCGUGAUCACAGAGAGCUGACGGGAAACUACAGAAAAUCAACAAUACUUAUUCAUAUACUACACCUUAAGCCAUAAUGGAUGACAGAACAAACUAGCAGAAAUGCUAAGAUGACUGAACUCUGAGCCGAAGCUUUCAUAAUAACCAGUCUGAGGUGAUGAAAUCUUCAAUCACACUGUACAUACGAUUUAAUGAGGAAAUGUGGUUUGUUGUAACACACACGGUCAACUUUUCAUGCAAAACAAUAUGGAGCCAGAUAAGUCCAAAAAUAACACAUUUGCAAAAUAAAAUUCAUACACCAUUCAAAUGUACAAAAUUCAGUUCAAAAUUCGUAAAUACACAAAACACAAUUUGUAAAUACAUAAAACACAAUUCAUAAAUACACAAAACACAAUUUGUAAACUCACAAAAACAAUUCGUAAAUACACAAAACACAAUUCGUAAAUACACAAAACGCAAUUUGUAAAUACACAAACACAAUUCGUAAAUACAUAAAACACAAAUCGUAAAUGCACAACGCAAUUCGUACAUACACAAAACACAAUUUGCAAAUACACAAAACGCAAUUCAUAAAUACACAAAACACAAUUCGGAAAUACACAAAACACAAUUCGUAAAUUCACAUAACACAAUUCGUAAACUCACAAAACACAAUUCGGAAAUACACAAAACACAAUUCGGAAAUUCACAUAACACAAUUCGUAAACUCACAAAACACAAUUCGUAAAUACACAAAACACAAUUUGUAAAUUCACAAAACACAAUUUGUAAAUAAACAAAAUAAUUCGUAAACUCACAAAACACAAUUUGUAAAUACACAAAACACAAUUCGUAAAAUCACAUAACACAAUUCGUAAACUUACAAAACACAAUUCGUAAAUUUAAAACAAUUGAUAAAUGUACACAUCCAAUACUUUUGGGGAAAUAUUUCAGAUUUUUUUCUUUGAAUUUAAAUUUACGUAUUGGAUUUUUUAAAUGUAAAUUGUGCUGUGCGUGUUUGAGUUUUAUUUUUGCAAAUGUAUUAUUUUUGAGACUGAUCUGGCUCCAUAAAACAACAAUAACAAAAAAAUAGCAGAUCACUGAUGAGAUUUAGUUUUUUCACACACAUUUGAGAUUUGAAAUCACAUUAGCAUGUAAAUUCAUAUUUUUCACAACAGCAAAGUGGUCUUUCAGUUUCAGCACAUGGACUUGCACAUAGGAAUGAUCCCAAAAGCUACAAACGAAAUGAUUGCUUCUCAGGGAUUGAUUUCACACUACUCCACUGUAGCUAAUAUUAUGAGAAUGUGUAAAACUGCCUAAAGGCUUUGAUAUUUUUUAUAUAUAUAAGUUUUGGAAUCACCUCAAUCGUAUUUAUAUUUGUGUAAAUUGAUAAAUAAUACAUUUUUGAAGACAUUUUUCCUGGUUCUGUUGCUCAUUUCUAUGCGUUUAAUUCAAAGUCUCGUUGUAGCAGCAGGUAGGAAAUGCUUUCACACACUAAUGGAAACUCAGAGGUGUGAAGGAGGGUGAUUUGGGCAAUAAAAGGGUGUGUUUUUGUUU